AUGCGACGCCACGCCACGACGAUGAUAGCCGCCGUGCUCUGCCUGCUCCUCUUCUCCGGCCGCCUCGCCGCGGCGGAGAAGUCCUUCGGCGGAGGUGGCGGUGGAGGCUACGGCGGGUUGGAGGCCGGUGGUGGCCAGCAGCCGCAGGCGGAGGCCACGGCCACGCCGCAGCCGGAGGUGGGUGGAGGCGCCGGUGGCUACUCCACCCGGAGCGAGGCGACGCCAUACACGCCUGCCGCUGAGGAGACGACGACGACCCCGGCGGGGGCUUCGUCAGGCGGCGAGGCUGCUGCUGCUGCUUCCGGCGGCGAAGCAUCCGCGGGUGGAGGCGGCUACUCCACCCCGAGCGAGGCGGCGCCAUCCACGCCUGCCGCUGAGGAGACGACCCCGGCGGCUUCGUCCGGCGGCGGGGGUGGUUACGGUGCACCCGCCGGCAAGGCUGGCGGUGGGCUGGACCCCGACGGCGACCCGGAGGUGGGUCUGAACGAGAAGGCGAUCAACGAGAUCGUGGACGAGCACAACCUGUUCCGCGCCAAGGAGAACGCAGGUUUGCCGCCGCUGGUGUGGAACGCGACGCUGGCCAAGUUCUCGCAGCAGUACGCGGAGACGUUAAAGGGCAACUGCCAGCAGAUCCACUCGUCGUCGCCGUACGGGGAGAACCUCAUGGAGGGCACGCCGGGGCUCACCUGGAAGAUCACCGUCGACGGCUGGAGCGAGGAGAAGAAGAACUACCACUACGACACCGACGCCUGCGACGCCGGCAAGAUGUGCGGCCACUACAAGGCCGUCGUCUGGAAGACCACCACCAGCGUCGGAUGCGGACGCAUCAAGUGCAACAGCGGCGACACCAUCAUCAUGUGCAGCUACUGGCCGCCGGGGAACUACGACGGUGUCAAGCCAUACUGA
Molecule: messenger RNA, 906 nt
Organism: Miscanthus lutarioriparius
Lineage: Eukaryota; Viridiplantae; Streptophyta; Magnoliopsida; Poales; Poaceae
Source: the annotation of a GenBank genome assembly